This is a messenger RNA of Diatraea saccharalis (sugarcane borer), 1725 nucleotides long. NCBI's taxonomy places the organism in Eukaryota, Metazoa, Arthropoda, Insecta, Lepidoptera, Crambidae. The record is from the annotation of a GenBank genome assembly.
AUGCAACGGAGAUUUGUACGAAGAUUUACAACUGCUCAUUCUUUGGCACACUGCCAACGAGAGUGCAUAGAAGCACGUGAUUUUAUUUGCCGGGCGUUCAAUUAUAGAGAUGUAGGGUUUGGAGAACCUCGGGAUAAUUGCGAGCUCAGCGAUCGUGAUACUCGAGAAUUAGAUGCAGCUAAUCCUGCCCAUUUUGAUAAUACUGCGAAUGAAUAUGAUUUCUAUGAACGAGCAUUAGGACGCAUAGCAGAUGACUGUUUGGACGUGUCGCAAGUAUGCAACGAAGACGGAAUGGAGUUUACCUUGAGAUUGCCGGAAGGAUUUUACGGCCGUAUGUACACAUAUGGCUUCUAUGAUCGUUGCUUCUUCCGCGGGAAUGGUGGCACCGUUAACGUACUUCGUAUAAGUGGAGCUCAUGGUUACCCCGAGUGUGGAACACAAAGAUACGGUGAUACAAUGACUAAUAUCGUUGUAGUUCAGUUCAGCGAUAAUGUGCAAACAUCAAGAGACAAACGUUUCAAUUUAACUUGCUUGUUCAGAGGGCCUGCCGAAGCAGUAGUCACUUCGAAUUACAUCGGAGCCGGAUCUGGGAGCCCGAUUCCAAUCGAGUAUUUACCUGAAGAAAGUUCUCUUAACUCGAAGGUGCGAUUGAUGAUUUUGUACCAGGGUAGACCGACUACCACCAUAGCCGUCGGUGACCCUCUAACAUUCAGAUUAGAAGCACAGGACGGAUACAAUUAUGCUACUGAUAUCUUCGCUACAAAUGUAAUUGCCAGAGAUCCGUAUUCUGGACGAUCGGUGCAGCUUAUUGAUCGAGUUGGUUGUCCUGUUGAUCCAGAUGUAUUCCCAGAAUUAGACAAAGGACGUAGUGGGGAUUCAUUGGAGGCGAGAUUUAAUGCAUUUAAGAUUCCAGAAUCUAACUUCUUAGUGUUUGAAGCUACAGUGCGAACUUGUAGAGAUGGUUGUCAGCCGGCGUAUUGUCCCAGUCACACGGGCCGUUCUGAGCCUUCAUUCGGUCGACGCCGAAGGGAUGUCAACUCAACAUUAGGUGCGGGCGGUAAUGAUACAGAGGAAAUCAAACCCAAUGAGUCGUCUACAACAACAUCUAAUAAAUCUGAAGAAACAGACGCCGGUGCUGUAUACAAAGUAUCAUACGAGGAAACUAGUGUGGAUAAAUACCUCAAAGACGAAGUGGAAACCCCUAGUCACGUCAGAAAGAUGAUUGAGGUAUUCGACAACCGCAAUGAAUUGAUCGAAGAGAACGGUCCAUCCGAUUCAGCACCAGUUGUCGCAGUAGCUGGUGUCUGCGUAUCACCUUAUCACUACAGAGCGCUUUUGGUUGCGUUAUGCGUUUUGCUCUCAUUACUUCUAGCGAUGCUAACUGCAGGUUUAUAUAUCUACAGGCGAUAUUGGAGAGUUCUUCGUAAAAAUAUUCAAGCAUCGAGUCCAGCACCAGCGUUACGACCUGUAACACCUGGACCCAGACCUAAUAGGCCUUCUUUGUUCUCCGCUUCUCAUUUGCACAAACCCUUCUCACUCAGUGGUUUGGGGCGGACAUUCGCUGAAGUCGGUGAGGAAUCGGGUUCAGCUGGAAGACUAGCAAACGCUUUCGAUGACGGCAGCGAACCGAUAUACACGGAUCCUUCUCUCUUCGAACGUUCACGCUCGCUCCGCUCUCUGCACUCAUUAGACAUGAAACCAGAACGCCGCGACCACCGCUCGUAA